This is a messenger RNA of Lichtheimia ornata, 1125 nucleotides long. RefSeq lists its product as uncharacterized. Bases 1 to 1125 code for a protein of 374 amino acids. Gene Ontology annotation, cellular component: ESCRT-0 complex. The record is from RefSeq and is a predicted model, not a curated record. NCBI's taxonomy places the organism in Eukaryota, Fungi, Mucoromycota, Mucoromycetes, Mucorales, Lichtheimiaceae. Gene Ontology annotation, molecular function: protein binding. The transcript is spliced from 4 exons. Gene Ontology annotation, biological process: protein transport to vacuole involved in ubiquitin-dependent protein catabolic process via the multivesicular body sorting pathway.
AUGGGGGAUCGUGAUAGCAUUCUGGCGAACUACAUGUUGUCCUCGAUUCGCAAGGACCUUGAGUUCCUCAAGAGCAACCAAUACGUCAAUGCUCAAACGUGCGAUGAAGUCCUUUCUUUAUUACCGACCCAAGUUGAAAACGGCAGCAAACGACCUCCUCUUCCUACACGCAAGUCUGGUACAGUAAGCUCGCCACAUCUUUCACCUGCUACUGCUACUGCUACUGCUACACCAGCACCUAAGCUUCCUGCUCGACGUUCGGCAACAGAUAAUACCACGAACACACCUCCGCCAAAACCAUCACCUCGAAUGACCCCUCCAACACCACCGCAGCAACAACAGCAACAACAACAACGACCUAUACCAGCUGCACGAUCACCCAGUGGUGCUGUACAAGUGAUGCCAUCCAUUCCUAAGCAACAACAGCCUCCAGAACCUGUUGCACGAAAGAUGCCCAUAGCAACGCCCGUAGCUGCUGCUGCUGCUGCUGCAACAACUGCAGCUGUUGUAUCGGAUGCACAACCAGAGCCUACGCCACCACCAGCCUAUACACCUACAGCAUCAUCCUCUAUUGCUACAGCUGAAGCCAUUUAUGGCUAUGAUGGUGAUGAUCCAAGUACUGAUCUUAGCUUCCGUCAAGGUGAUAUUAUUCAAGUCACUGAAUAUGUGAAUGAUGAUUGGUGGCGUGGUGAAUUGAACGGCAAAUCGGGCAUCUUUCCACAAAAUCAUGUCAAAAAGAUCAGUACUCCCAAACCAGCUGCUGCCAAACGUGCUGUACCUCCCAAACCAAAUCCUGCACCUGUUACACCAGCUUCUACUACCACCACCACCACCAACAAUGCUCUUCCUCCAUAUAGUUAUCCACCUCCACCCACACAAAUGUAUCCUGCUCCACCUGCAUCAACACCACAACAAUAUUAUCCGCCGCCACCGGUUGCAGCAGCAGCAGGUAGUAGUAGCAGCGCAAUGGCUCCACCUGGACAACCACAACAACAAGGAGAACAUGAUGAAGGUGGUGGCAAGGUCCAUAGCAUGGCUAAAAAGUUUGGCGGUAAUGUUGCAAAUGCAGCUGUAUGGGGUUUUGGUGCCACCGUUGGCAGCGAAGCUGCAAGAGCCAUCUUUUAA